GGCCCAUAAUCACCCCCUAGCCGUAAAAACCUCAUAAACCCUCGCAAAGACGCAAACCGUCAGAGCUUCAGAAUUUUGAAGAGAAUGGAGAACUCGAAACAGAAAUCGGUGCCGGUUUUGCCAUGGAUGAGAAGCCCUAUCGACGUCAGUCUCUUUGAAGAAUGCCCUCUGAACCUCCUGCCAUGUCUCGAUCCCAGGCUUGAGGAGGCCUUGCUGAAAAUGGGUGUUAGUUCACUUUUCCCAGUCCAGGUCGCAGUUUGGCAAGAGACGAUAGGACCUGGUGCUUUUGAGCGAGACCUUUGUAUAAAUUCACCGACGGGAAGUGGAAAGACUCUUGCUUAUGCUUUGCCUAUAGUCCAGAUGCUCUCUGCUCGUACAGUAAAAUGCUUACGUGCUUUGGUGGUGCUGCCCACUCGUGAUUUGGCCUUGCAGGUUAAGGAAGUCUUUUCUGCAAUUGCACCAGCAGUGGGUUUAUCUGUGGGUUUGGCAGUUGGUCAAACAUCAAUUGCUGAUGAAAUUUCACAGCUUAUCAAAAGACCUAAGCUUGAGGCAGGCAUCUGUUAUGACCCAGAAGAGAUUAGGGUAGAGUUCCAAACUAAUGUAGACAUUUUGGUUGCAACCCCCGGAAGGCUGAUGGACCAUAUUAAUACAACAAAGGGUUUUACUCUGGAGCAUCUUUCUUAUCUUGUAGUUGAUGAAACAGACCGGUUACUAAGAGAGGCAUACCAAUCCUGGUUGCCUACUGUGCUUCAACUAACUUGUUCGAAUGAGGAUGGCCUGUUUCCUAGUGCCAGAACUGUAACUCCUACACUUGGUUCCUUACAAACCAUAAGGAGAAAUGGUGUUGAAAGGGGUUUCAAGGAUAAAACUUACCCUAGAGUUGUAAAGAUGAUCUUAUCGGCUACCCUGACCCAAGAUCCUAGCAAGCUUGCUCAGCUUGAUUUGCAUCACCCUUUGUUGUUGACAACUGGGCCACGACGUUAUCAACUACCUGAAAAGUUGAAAUCUUACAAAUUGAUAUGUGAAUCUAAGCUUAAACCACUGUAUUUGGUUGCCCUUCUACAAGAGUUAAAGGGGGAGAAGUGUAUUGUUUUCACAUCAUCUGUAGAGUCAACUCACAGACUUAGUACCUUGUUGAAUGCUUUUGGUGAUUUACAAUUACAAAUAAAGGAAUAUUCAGGUCUUCAACGUCAAUCAGUACGAAGCAAGACAUUGAAUGCAUUUAGGAAUGGGGAAGUACAAGUACUUGUUUCUUCAGAUGCAAUGACUCGUGGGAUGGACGUCGAAGGUGUGAUGAAUGUUAUUAAUUAUGACAUGCCUGCUUACAUUAAGACAUAUAUUCACAGGGCGGGCCGGACUGCAAGGGCUGGCAAGACUGGUUGUUGCUUCACCUUUCUGCGUAAACAUGAGGUCAAACGGUUCAAGAAACUUCUACAGAAAGCUGAUAACAACUCGUGUCCUCUUCACUGUCUACCCUCUGAAUCAAUUGAAUCACUUCGCCCAUUCUAUUCUUCUGCUUUGGGGAAACUGAAAGAGUGUAUCGAAUCUGAGAAAUCAAAGCAUCAUAGAACUAUUUCUAAGUCCUCACGGGCAGGCAAAGUGAGUGGAGUGAACAACCAAAAGCAAUAGAGAUGUCCAAGCAGGUGGUACUUCUUCCCUUCAACAUGCAUGGGUUCUUUAUACCAUGUACAAAUGGAACUAAACUGAAGAGAGAAAUAAGUUCUAGAAGUCAAUGUAAAACCGAGAAGGAUCUAAGUGAAGUUUCACAAAGCCUGAGUGGCAUAUAUAGUGUGCCAGCCUGGGUCAAAUCUCUCUUGGUCGUGCAAGCCUGGUUUCUAGGUUCUCAUGGAUCCUUUACUGGGUGAAUUUUUGGAACUUAUUUCUAUGGGUCCAACACCACUUUGUUAGUCGGUUGCUUUUAUUUUCCAGAUGCAUGCGACCAGCAUUGGGUGAUGGUUUUCUUUUUUUUUUUAUUUAUUUUUUUUAAGCCAGGUGAUGUCCAUUUUUAUUUCUUUUAUUUUCAUUUUCUAUGUAUUCAGGGAAGUUUACUCAAGUGUCCGAGUUUUUAAGCUUCCAUGUAUCCUUAUUAUAGUAAUAACUGGUCAGUUACGAUUUUGUUUAGGAGGGGUAUUAACCCUUUAUAACACAUAAAAUCUGAACCCUGUAUUCUGUAAAGAGUGUUUGAUGGAUCAAUGAAAUUGCAGGAAAUUUGCUUUGUUUUA
Molecule: messenger RNA, 2222 nt
Organism: Nelumbo nucifera (sacred lotus)
Lineage: Eukaryota; Viridiplantae; Streptophyta; Magnoliopsida; Proteales; Nelumbonaceae
Gene: RH1
Product: RNA helicase 1
Molecular function (GO): ATP binding; nucleic acid binding
Source: RefSeq, a predicted model, not a curated record